Molecule: messenger RNA, 5854 nt
Organism: Poecilia latipinna (sailfin molly)
Lineage: Eukaryota; Metazoa; Chordata; Actinopteri; Cyprinodontiformes; Poeciliidae
Gene: ankrd50l
Product: ankyrin repeat domain 50-like
Exons: 4
Coding region: 886-5061 (1391 amino acids)
Molecular function (GO): protein binding
Source: RefSeq, a predicted model, not a curated record
CUCAGGUAAAAUCAGCAUCUGACCCUAAGAAUAAUCUCAGCUUUAAAAAUAUAAUUAUUAUGUUGUACUGUGGCUGUGUGUGCUUAUUUAUACACCAAAUAAAUAUGUCUCUGCAAACAUAUUUGUUAUCGCAGAUAAAUUACUCAGAUUCACACGAAGCAAGCUCAGCAUAAAGACUCAAAUUUAAAAAGUUACAACCAGACUAAUUUUGAUUUCUAGAAAAGCACGACACCUAGUGCAGUGUGUUAUUGUCCUGUGGCUGAACCUUGACCCCAGGUGACUCCUCCCUCCUGUCAGCUGAAGGAGAAAACUCGCUCCCACACGAGUCCUCCCUCUUUGCUCGCCGAUCUCCUGCGCGUGUCUGAACAUGCCGAGACACACCACGAGAGGGUGGAGACAGAAAAAAAAAAGAAAACAAGAAAAACCGGAGAGCAUGAGAGACAGAGAGGCAGAGGGAGAGAGAAGGUAGGAGAGUAAGGAGAAAGAGAGAGAAAGUAAAAGCAGACGGUAAGGUUCGAUGUCCGGAGACGGGCGAUAACUGGAAGGGGAGAGAAAGAAAUCUGUAAACGGAAGACGACACAGGCCGGCUCCUCGAUCUGCUAGAGACGCAUGGCGAAGACUGGCAACCGCAGCGCUUCAGAUCCUGCAGGAGAAACAUCAGAAUGAAUUAAGAGGACGACAAGUUACAACUGAAGCUCACUUAAAAGUAUUGCUUUUUUUUGUUUGUUUUAUCCUUGCGACUAAUCAAGGAACUCACCUGGAACAUUACCAGACCACAUCAACGGGAACCUUUCCUAAGAGUCAGAGUGAGACCGUUUGAAGCGGCAUGGGGUGUGAAGUUGAGAGCACCGACUCGUCUCCUGGACGUCAGAACCCCCGGAGCAAAUGAGCGGCUCAAUGUACGGAUACGGCGCCAGCUUGCUCCGGGGCCGGCGCUUCUACUGCCGGGAAUGGGCCCUGGACAAGCUGAGGCGCUGCCUGGACGCCCGCCCCGCGUCCGGCCAGGCGGCGGGGCUCCUGGUGACGGGGGGCCCCGGUGCCGGCAAGACCGCCCUGUGCACUGAGGUGGUGUGGCCCACCUCGGACUCGGGCCUGGCUGCGGGCCUGGCACGGCGCUGCCUGGCGUCCCACUUCUGCCACAGGGAGGACCAGAGGAGCACGGUGCUGUGGAGGUUCGUCCUGGGCCUGGUGGAGCAGCUGAGGGCCUCCCCGCUCCUCCCUGCUGGCUAUGAGGAGACCCUGAGGGGUCCGGCCGUGUCUUCUGCCCUGGAGCCCCUCAACUGUCAAAAAGACCCCGAGGACACCUUCAAGAGGGCAGUUUUGGAACCGCUGCUGGACCUCCCUCCACCUGCCCAGACCCUGAUGAUAGUGGUAGAUGCUCUGGAUGCUCAGUGUGCACCAGGCCAAAGAGUUGGGAAGAGCGGCUCGAUUGCACAACUCUUGGCCAACAAUCAGCAUCUCCUGCCCAGCUGGUUGCUGUUGGUCUGCUCCAUCCGCCGCCAAAACAAAGAUGUGUGCAAGAUGUUCUCGAGCUUCCGGAGACUCUGCCUGGAUGAUCUACGGAAGCCGCCAACGGUCCGUGACGUUCAGCAGUACAUCCUCUGUCGUCUGGAUGAGGAGGCAGCGCUGCGGCGUCAGCUCACCCCUGACACUGCAGACAUGCUCAAUCUCCUGCACAUAAAGAGUGGGGGCUGCUUCCUCUUUCUCGAGCGAGUGUUGGAUGGCGUGGCAGCUGGGCUCGUGGGACUUCGAGAAAUUCGAGACAUCCCUGGGACUCUCAAUGGACUCUACCUUUGGCUCUGCCAGAGACUCUUCCCUCGGGCCCUCUUUGUCUAUGUCAGACCUCUCCUCAAUGUGCUCUUGGCUGCUCCAAGUCCACUCACAACUCAGCAACUAUUUACAGCAGCCUGGACUCAGGACACCACACUCAACGUCCAGGACUUCCAAAACAAGCUUCAUACACUGUCUCCCCUCUUGAUCGAUGGCCCUGAGGGGACCAAGCUACUUUUUCAUGCCAGCUUUACAGAGUGGCUGACUGAUGUUAAAUACUGCACGCAGAAGUACCUCUGUAACCAGACUGAAGGCCAUAGCAUGCUUGCCAUGUCUCUGACUCUACAAGGACCCCAUCUAGACCCCGAGGGUGCAUGUCAGUUAGCCACACACUUAGUUUGCUCGGGUCACCAUAAAGAAAACCCCUCAUUAUUAGCACUCUGGAUGCUGUGGACAGGCCUGCCUCCUCUCACUGCCAGCUGCAAUGAAACCCUCUCCACAUCCUUUGCUCAACUUCCUCCACUGGUCAGUCAGGAAGUCCCUCAGCUGUUAAUGAAAAGCGGACUUCUUUCGCCAGCCCGUAUUUCCGACAAGGAGGCCAGUGUCUGCACGCGCUUCCCAGUUGAGCAAGGAGAUCCAUUAGACACAAUGGAGAUGGAGGUGUCAGUAAAGAAACUGCUAGAUAGUGGGCACUCUGUAAACCAGCUUGAAUCUUCUGGACAGACCUUGCUUGCGAAAGCGGCUAUUGAGGGUUCUGCAAACGUAGCUAAAUUUCUUCUAGCACAUGAGUCUGAUCCACUCAUAAGUGAUCAUCACGGUCAAACUCCUUUGACUUUGGCUUCCAGACAGGGUCAUGUCAAAUUUCUGUCUAUCUUACUAGAAUGGAUGAAAAGCCAGAGCACGGAGACUGCAGUGGCAAUGAUGGAGCACAUUGACAAUGAAGGCUGGACGGCAUUGCGCUCUGCAGCUUGGGGAGGACACUGUGAGGCUGUCCGGUUACUUCUGGAUGCAGGGGCAGAUGUAAAUGGAUGCGACAGUGAGGGACGUACUGCCCUCAGAGCAGCUGCAUGGGGUGGUCACGAGGAAAUUGUCCUCACCCUGCUGGACUAUGGUGCACAAAUUAAUAAAGCUGACAGCAAUGGCCGUACACCCCUUAUUGCAGCUGCCUACAUGGGCCAUCCCGAAACCGUCGAAAUAUUGCUGAACCACAAUGCAGAAGUCAACCUAGCUGAUGGAGAUGGACGUACUGCCCUGUCAGUUGCUGCUCUUUGCGUCCCGACUGCUGCAGCGAUCAAAGGUUAUGGAGAGGUAGCAAGUCUAUUACUUGAACAUGGGGCAGAUCCAGGCCACAGAGACAACGAUGGAAUGACGCCACUGCUUCUUGCGGCCUAUGAAGGCCACGAAGAUGUGGUUGAGCUUUUGUUGGAAGCUGGUGCAGAUGUAGAUGAAUCGGCUGGCCCUGAUGGAAGCAUUUCUGCCGCAGCUGCUGUCACACCGCUGUUGGCAGCUGCAGCGAUGGGUCACAUGAACACAGUGUCCAAGCUGCUCUUCUGGGGUGCAGAUGUGGAUGCCAUCGACUGUGAAGGCAGGACGGCGCUGUGCCUGGCAGCAGCAAGGGGCAGCUUGGAAGUAGUCCGUGCCUUACUGGACCGAGGGUUGGAUGAGAAUCAUAAGGAUGACCUUGGCUGGACCCCACUGCAUGCUGCUGCCUGUGAAGGCCAUCGUGCCGUAUGUGCUGCUUUGACAGAUCAAGGGAGCAUGGCACGAAUAGGAGAGAUGGACAUAGAAGGACGCACCCCUCUUAUACUGGCAGCCCAAGAAGGCCACCUGAGUGCUGUCAAGCUACUACUUGACAAACGUUCUCUGAUUGAUCACAGGGCGUAUGACGGACACUCUGCAUUGAGUGCUGCAUUUCUGGAGGGCCAUACUGAGGUUGCAGAACUGCUUAUGAAGAGAGGGGCUGAUACCGAUGUGCGCGAUGCAGAAGGUCGGCCUCUGCUCUACCUCCUGGUGCUCGAAGGUCAUCUUGAUAUGGCCACUCUUGUCAUAGAAAAAGGAGGCGUGCCACUUGAAUCCAGAGACUCCGAGGGCCGCACAGCUCUUCAUGUGGCUUCCUGGCAGGGCAGUGUGGAGAUUGUAGACUUACUUUUAAAACACGGGGCAAACCCCAAUGCACAAGACGCUGAAGGGAGACCACCAAUGCAUUCUGUGGCCUGGACAGGAAAUGGAAAAGUAGGACAUCGUCUCAUGGAAGCAAACAGUGUACAUAUAGACCUUGCUUGCCAUCAAGGGGCAACGGCUCUGAGCAUCGCAGCUCAAGAAGGACAUGUUAACAUUGUGAAAAUGCUUCUGGGAAAAGGUGCAAAUCCCAAUCACAUAGAUAAAUAUGGUCGUAGUCCAGCCAAAGUGGCUGGAAAACAUGGGCAUGUUACAAUCGUACGGCUCUUGGAGAGCUAUGGAGCUAAGCCAUACCUGGGCCUGUUGCCUAAUUCUAGUACUGUAUCUCCUUCAAAACCAAACAAGAUCCUCUCGUCGGGAACGUUGGAGGGUAACGGAGUCGAAGUGACGGCUACUACCUCCUCCUCGUCAGUGUCCUCUCCCGGGUCCACUGGAGAACGAUUCCACUCCAUGCAAAGCUCCCAGACCUCGUCUACAUGCCACUCACUUGCUACAGUGCAGACAGUGCCAGCCGACAGCAUCAGUUUUAUCCAGCAGAUCCAACAGCAUUCACUGCCGCGCAGCCGGAGCCGACACUCCACCCUCCCUCCGCCGGGGGGCUCGGGCAUGGGAAGUCUCCAUGGAAGUAGCCAGAGGCUUACAAAAUGCCUCCCCCCGCCUACUGUUUGCACCGUUACGGCUAUGGUACACAACUGUGAACCCCCUCAGAAAGGUUUGUCUUCUGGGCUUGAGUACCUUGACAAGAAGAACAAACAAAGCUCAAACUUGAUUAAAGCAGAAAGAGCUGCAGGUGGUAGAUGGAACUCAGUCAUGGCUUCUCUUGGUAUAAUGCCAAGCAAAGACAGCCCUCUCAGUGCAAAAAACAGAGAGAUUCCUUCGUUGGACUACCCAUACAGACUACAGAGCCCAUCCCAAGUGGAAGCUUGGGAUGCCCUGCCCCAGAACAUUUUAGCACCUGUUUGUUACAGUUUCUCCCCAACCCCACCUAGCAGUGCCUUGACAGAUGAUGUUAUGGUCACGACAGACCCGCACCUUAAUCUCAAACAGGCCAUCAAGCUACAGUUUGAGGGCCCCACCAGUGCAGCCUUAUAUAAAAGAGAGACACCCCUGUGAGCAGGGAGUGAAGAAGGUUACUCAGUCUUUGGUCUUUCUUCAUAAACCUUUAGGAUUUCUUUUAUUCAAGCACGUGAUCAACAGUUAGAAUGAUAGAUGAACAUAUGUUUCUUUUUUAUGGUUCAAAGAAGACAUCUGAACUCAUUGCAUUCAGAUACAGGUGUAUGAGAUCUUUUGUCACUUUUUUCACAAAACCUUGAGAAAAAUCUAGGUUUUUGAUUAAAAAAACGAAACAUUUUUUGCAUAUUCUUUGCCGUUUUUUUGUUGUGGAGUAAGUUCUUUCCCCUCCACCCUGAACUGUCAUAACUCAACAUUUUCUCAAUGGAACAAAUUUUUCAAUUUUAGUGUAGUUUAAUUUAUUUUCUCCUUCAGAGCUGAGAACUCUUCCCAUCAUUUUUCAAAUGAAAAAUUAACCUUUGUUUUUUCAAAAACAGAAAGGCUUUGGUUUUGAUUUUCCUUUGAAUCGGCUAAUAUUUUUUAAAGAACUAAGACUACAUCCUUCGCUACUUCUACACAUAUUACAAAAAUAAAACAAAACAAAACAGUGAAUUUGUACCUGCUGAAGCCUGCUGCUGUGUGGGCUGCUGAUUCAGAAAUCCACAGACGACGACCUGACCUGCCCGCAGUUUGUCUGUGAGCAAAGUUAAAUCUGAAUCAGUAAAAUUUGGUGUGAAUGUGGGAGGAUCGUUGGGAGACUCGCAAAGGAUCUUUUGUUUGUUUUGAUAUUUUUUUAACUCUGUUAAUAUUAAUUACACUCAACAAUUAAAAUUGCAACCAAUGCUUCGAAAUCUCA